This is a messenger RNA of Ochotona princeps (American pika), 601 nucleotides long. It is a transcript of the gene BRD3OS, whose product is annotated as BRD3 opposite strand. The coding region runs from base 246 to 500 and encodes 84 amino acids. The transcript has a single exon. Lineage: Eukaryota; Metazoa; Chordata; Mammalia; Lagomorpha; Ochotonidae. The record is from RefSeq and is a predicted model, not a curated record.
GGCGUGGGACUGCGUCAGCUGCGCCACACACACGCCUGUGCCCAGAGCCGGCUUGCACUGCCCCCAGGGGCUCCCUGGUGUCUGGGCCACCCAGGCCUGCUGGGGAUGCGCUGCUGCCUGCGGGCGCCUGAGCUGGCAGCGGCAGGCCAGGAUGCCCACCCGUGCCUCUGGGGCGCCCGCGUGGCCGGCGCUGGCCCCUGUGUGAGGGUGGGCAGGGGCUGGGCAGGAGCCCCGGGCGCUGGGGCAUGAGCGGCCGGGUCCCGCUGGCCGAGAAGGCGCUGUCGGAGGGCUACGCGCGCCUACGGUACCGGGACACCUCCCUGCUUGUGUGGCAGCAGCAGCAACGCAAGCUGGAGUGGGCGCCGCCGGGCACCUACCUGAGCCGGAGCCGCAGCCUGUGGUACUCGCAGUAUGGCAACGAGGCCAUCCUGGUGCGCGACAGGAACCAGCUGCAGGUCCCCCGGGACACCGGGCGGUCCAAGUUCUGUACUGUCAUGUGAGUACCCCCGCGGAGACCUGGGACAGCACCUGCCUCGGCCGGGCACCGAGGCCAGCUUCUCUCCCAGACGUGGACUGGGUCGUGGCGGGCAGCUCCCCAGUG